Messenger RNA from Entrophospora candida, 391 nucleotides. NCBI's taxonomy places the organism in Eukaryota, Fungi, Glomeromycota, Glomeromycetes, Entrophosporales, Entrophosporaceae. The record is from the annotation of a GenBank genome assembly.
AUGGUGGUAAAUGCUAUUCCACAUCAACUUCUUAAAAGAACUACUUCCUUUAAUAAAUGUCCUCCAUUACCAUCUGGAAAACAACCACCUCUACUCACUGUCGUACCUUCACCUGAUCCUGUCGUUCCUGGACAAACUGAUAGUUUUACUAUUUCUGGAACACUAAGUCGUCCUGUCGCUGAUGGCGACCUUACCGGUGCUGGAUUUUUUGACCCUAUAGCCAAGAUUUUUUUAGGUGGACCAGCUCUUGCGGAUACCGAUCCUAAAACACCAUUUUCUCAAGUAUUGAAUGUUGAUGUGCCAGCAACAUUACCUAAUCCAUACGGUAUUAUGGUUGGUGUUGGAAAUCCAGAUACUCAUGAAGCUCUAGGCUGUGCAUUUAGUAUUGUUG